CAUAAAUAUUAUAGCUCAUGAAAAAAACAUUGCAAGUAUUAAAAGCUUAGAGUGUUAAUUACAAUUCUAUAAUGUCUGGUUUAAACUAUAGAAUGACUAUUAGAGAUAAUGGUUAAAGAAUGGGACAUAUUUCUAUUAAUCUUAAUAAAUCUAAUAAUGCUUAGACAAACAUUCUAUUAAAGAAGCUUCUAUAAAACUAAGAAUACUCAAUAUUAAGAGAUUAAACUAAAAUGAUAUUUGAAGGAUCAUUCGAAGCCUUAAAAACUUUGACUGGAGUAACUACAUAUUAUCCAGAUACAGGUUAAUAUAAAAAUACUAUAUUUUAGGAUUAUUAGUUUAUGAUUUAGAAGCAAACAAACUUGUAUUGCAUUUAACUAAAGAGAAUAUAUAAUGUUAAGGAAUUGUCUUGGGCUAUGUUAUGGAUUCUGAUGCUAUGACCAUAAUAAAUUCACUCAGAACAUCUACCAUUCCAUUACAAGCAAGAUUAGAAAAUACUUAUAAUUAUUAUCUUAAGAGAACAUUGAAUGUGAGCUUGGCUGUCUCUUUAUUAGUAUUUUAUAAUGCAUUUACUGGAUCAUAAAAGUCUAAAUUUGGUAUAUUUGAAAGAGAUGAUAAAUCUCCUAAAACAGAAGCUAAAUGAAUAACAAUUAAAAUUA
Molecule: messenger RNA, 656 nt
Organism: Paramecium sonneborni
Lineage: Eukaryota; Ciliophora; Oligohymenophorea; Peniculida; Parameciidae
Source: the annotation of a GenBank genome assembly